GGAGAUAAAGAUGCACCAGCAGCCUUUUCGUAUUGUGGUGGCAGGGAUAGCAAUUCAGGAGAACACAAUGUUAAAUACGAUGAUGUAUUUCUUUUUGGACAUCAUUUAAAUGAGCCAAAAUAUAAAAUAGUUCGAGAUUUUUAUAAAUAUCUUGCCCAAGACAAAUCAAAGCCCUAUUAUGAAGAUGUCACAUUUUCUAUACUAUCUCCUGAUAAAAUCCCAGAUCCCAAAAAGUUUAAUGCUAAAAGAAGUACAUUAGUGAUAUUUGAAGAUCUUUACUCUGACCCCCCAGCUAUACAGAAAAAAAUUAUUCCAUUUUUCACUCGAGGUCGUCAUGAGAAUAUUUCCUCAAUUUAUGUUGCUCAAAAAUUCCACAAAAUCCCAAUAGAUAUUCGUGAAAAUGCCACUCACAUUGUUCUCUUUAAUGGUGGAGGCUCUAUUCGAAAACUUGCAGAUAUUAUAAGUCCUUACACUGAUGUAGAUCCGCGAAAAGCUUCAAAAAUUAUUGACGGUUAUUUGAGGCAGAAAGAGUUUAUAGUUAUAGAUCUAAAUAAACCUAGAUCUAAGUCUUUCUCACUUCGAUGGGACACCCCUCUUGAUCUAGAAAAGGAGAUCGAGGGAUUAAAAGAUAAUAAACAUUCUGCCUAA
Molecule: messenger RNA, 648 nt
Organism: Dentiscutata erythropus
Lineage: Eukaryota; Fungi; Glomeromycota; Glomeromycetes; Diversisporales; Gigasporaceae
Source: the annotation of a GenBank genome assembly